AUGUUCAAAUCAUUCGGCAAGAUCAUUGGUGGCUCUUCCCGAAAGGGCAAAUCCAAGGUCCAAGACGGAGAGGACGCUGCCGAGGCUUCCAACGGUCUCUCUGGCUCCGACUCUUCCAACCUCCUUCGCGCCAAGAGCAAAGACUCGCUCGCGGUCAACGACAACGGUGCAGGCAACGGCAUCAACAGCGGCUCAUCCGCUCCUGCCAAGAUCGAGAAGCGUGGCGGUGUCAGCAGACACGAGUCUCCCCUGCCAUCGCCAUCACCCUCUGCACGCAACGUGUUAGAAGGUGCCGAAGAAGGAAGCGAAGUUGGUAGCCCAGCUGCCGCAAGAUCCGCAGCUGGGCGAAGCGAUCUCGAUGCUGCUGGAUCUUUGUCGGUCAACGAUGCUGCAGCAAGCGCUUCUGCUCCCACAGCAGCCACCAUUCUCUCUAAUCCACUUGCACAGAGCGGUUCCGGCUUCCCAGCUUCCCUCGGUAAAGGCUCGCAAGCCGCAGGUGGCAGCACAGACCAAGUUCGCACAUUCGACAUUGACGACAUGAUCUCGCGUCUCCUCGAAGCAGGUUACUCUGGCAAGAUCCCCAAACCAGCACUCAAGAACGCAGAAAUCACAGCCGUUUGCCAAGCAGCACGCGAAAUUUUCCUCUCUCAACCCACACUCAUCGAACUCAGCCCACCGGUCAAGAUCGUAGGCGACACCCACGGACAGUACCACGAUCUUCUGCGUUUGUUCGAGAUGUGCGGAUUCCCUCCCUCGGCCAACUACCUCUUUUUGGGCGACUACGUUGAUCGAGGCAAGCAAUCGCUCGAAACCAUCUUGUUGUUGUUGUGCUACAAGAUCAAGUAUCCCGAAAACUUUUUCCUUCUUCGUGGCAACCACGAAUGUGCCAACGUCACCCGUGUCUAUGGCUUUUACGACGAAUGCAAACGACGUGUCAACAUCAAGAUCUGGAAAACUUUCAUCGACGUUUUCAACACACUACCCAUCGCUGCCGUUGUAGCUUCCAAAAUCUUUUGCGUUCAUGGCGGUCUUUCACCUUCGCUUUCCAACAUGGACGAUAUUCGUCGGAUUGAAAGACCUACCGAUGUUCCCGACUACGGCUUGCUUAAUGAUCUGCUCUGGUCCGAUCCAUCAGAUACUGCAUUGGAUUGGGAGGAUAACGAACGAGGUGUUUCCUAUUGUUUCGGUAAAGCGGUUAUCCAGCAAUUCCUGGCCCAGUACGACUUUGAUCUCAUCUGCAGAGCACAUAUGGUGGUGGAAGAUGGCUAUGAGUUCUGGAACGAAAGGACUUUGGUUACGAUUUUCAGCGCUCCUAACUAUUGUGGCGAAUUUGAUAACUUUGGUGCGGUAAUGUCGGUAUCCGAGGAUCUGUUGUGUGCGUUUGAACUACUGAAACCCUUGGAUGGAGCAGCGUUGAAGAAGGAAAUGGCGAAGAAUAAGAGAAGGAGUCUCUUGCAACAUCAAUCCCCUCCCGCGAGGAAUGGUCAACAGUCCUAUUAG
Messenger RNA from Ustilago hordei, 1500 nucleotides. RefSeq names its product putative PPZ2 - protein ser/thr phosphatase of the PP-1 family. NCBI's taxonomy places the organism in Eukaryota, Fungi, Basidiomycota, Ustilaginomycetes, Ustilaginales, Ustilaginaceae. Gene Ontology annotation, cellular component: cytoplasm; nucleus. The record is from RefSeq and is a predicted model, not a curated record. Gene Ontology annotation, molecular function: protein serine/threonine phosphatase activity. The transcript has a single exon. Bases 1 to 1500 code for a protein of 499 amino acids.